AUGGACAAUUAUGAUGAGGCGAGCGCGUCAUCGGAAAGCCAGAGCCUUCUGGACACCGCGUCGCAGUUGGAAAAUAAGAGUGUUCUCAAAGAAGCAGAGAAUAUUAUGACUGAUGGACCCUUGAAGGCUUCCGAAAACAGGGAACAUCAGCAAGUCAUACUGGACGAAGUGGACGUUGAAUAUAGUCCCAAAAAGUCAUCGCAUCCAAUUGAAAUUGUCGUCCGCCACAAUAAGGUGGUGGAACAACCAACAGAAGAUAGCGACGAAGGCGAGGAGAACCCACCAGCUCAGUCGAAGAGGCUGUCAACCGUGCAUGAAGGCAAACAAAGCGACUCUCCAAAAGCUUGUUCGUCUUCGGCGAUUAAGGGAACCACUGAAAAAUGGACUCGUGGGCACCGUCGUGCUUGGAGUAUGCCCAACGCUAAGGGUGAAAAGAUGACGCUUUCUAUAAUUCAGGACAAGGAAACAAUGGUUGAAAUCAAUGAAGAAGAAGUUGUGGUGCCUGGUGAAUCUGGCAAAGGAGCAAGGACGAUCAUUAAGAGGUUUUGGGAAGCGAGAUGGAAAGCUACAAAUUUUGAAUAUCUUCCGGAGUGGUUGCAAGACAACGAAUACUUGAGAACAGGUCACCGUCCACCGCUUCCUUCGUUUAGCAGUUGCUUCAAGAGCAUCUUCGCUCUUCAUACAGAGACUGGCAACAUCUGGACUCAUAUGUAUGGUUGUGUGGCUUUCAUUGGUGUUGCUUUGUGGUUUCUCACUCGCCCAGCAUCACAAAUUCAGUUCAUGGACAAAGUGGUUUUCUCUACUUACUUUUUGGGGGCCAUAUUGUGUCUCGGCAUGUCGUUCAUAUUCCACACAGUCGCUUGUCAUUCGGAUACCGUUGGGAAGCUAUUUAGCAAACUGGACUAUGCUGGAAUCGCGCUAUUAAUUGUUGGAUCGUUCAUACCAUGGCUUUAUUAUGCGUUUUACUGCCGCCCGCAGCCCAUGGUGAUUUAUAUCACAAUGAUCAGCGUGUUGGGACUGCUAGCAAUGAUUGUCUCAUUAUGGGACAAAUUUGCGCAACCAGCAUUCAGACCAGUACGAGCGACCAUCUUCGUUGCUAUGGGACUUUCAGCGGUGUUCCCCGCUGCUCAUUUGCUAUUUGUUGAUGGACUGGAAUUUCUUUACCAAAAGGCAUCGUUAGUGUGGAUGCUUCUCAUGGGUUUCAUGUACAUCGCCGGCGCCGCGAUUUAUGCCACAAGAAUUCCCGAACGAUGGUUCCCUGGAAGGUGCGACUUAUGGUUCCAAUCUCAUCAGCUGUUUCAUACGUUUGUUGUUAUUGCGGCAUUCAUCCAUUUCCAUUCCAUAACUGAAAUGGCCGAGAAGAAAUUGAUGGAGGGAUCGUGCGCUGAGCAGCUGUUAGAGAGGUACGGAGUCGAGUCUAAUCCCUCUUUGCUCGGUGGGUGGUUAGGCCUAGACGAGGACCCAAAUAUAAUCUCUUGGAGUGGUGUUCGUUACUGA
Messenger RNA from Cooperia oncophora, 1497 nucleotides. The record is from the annotation of a GenBank genome assembly. Lineage: Eukaryota; Metazoa; Nematoda; Chromadorea; Rhabditida; Trichostrongylidae.